Kickxella alabastrina is the source of this 876-nucleotide messenger RNA. RefSeq lists its product as uncharacterized. NCBI's taxonomy places the organism in Eukaryota, Fungi, Kickxellomycota, Kickxellomycetes, Kickxellales, Kickxellaceae. The transcript has a single exon. The record is from RefSeq and is a predicted model, not a curated record. Bases 1 to 876 code for a protein of 291 amino acids.
AUGUUUCGGCAGUUUUCCUCUGCCGGACGGCUAGCCAGCGGGCCUAUGUCCUUUGGCAAGCGCGGGCUCUCGACAUCCUCAUCGGAGACUAGCAGCGCCUGCAGCAACGGAGUGAUCGGCGUGCGCCACUACUCGAUGUCAGGCAAAAGAACGCCCCUGGCACCAUUCCCGGCAGUCAGGCAGCAGGAUAAGCAGCAGCAGCAGCCGACGGAAACGAUUCACCCAACACUCAGCAGUCGGAGCAAGGUUCCCAAGUUCACGAUGCCUCGGUCAGAAUUCAUGACCGCCAAUCUUUUUGCACAGCACCGUCAGUUGGUUGAAGUCCCCGAGAUCACUUAUAUGGAUAUGGGCAGCCAGCCCAGAGCCUCGUUUAAGACGAUUUCGGAACUGUCAAUGUGCAAGGGUCUGAGUUCGAAGGAGGCCAAUGUGCCUAGUGCCAAGCUGAAGCAGAUUUACGCUGCGCCGGCAUCCGUUUACAUGCGGGUGACCCCGGAUGCGCUGAUCCCCGAGGCCAUGCGCCUGGGACCUCUGGCCGAGCCUCUGUUGGGGUCGGAUUCCUUCAGCGACGGUAUUGGGUCGCUGCAGAUGUUUGGGCAUCAGGAUGAGAUGAUGGCGUUUGUUGAGGAGUUCUUUGAUACGAUUUUGGUUAAUGCCAAGGAGGCGCCUACCCCUGGUAUGUGGAGCAUUAGGAGGGAGAGAAGGGCUGUGGGGGCACGCUGGAUGGGCCGCGAUAUGGUUGAUCCGAUGGACGAGAUCAACAGUGUGGAUUACCAGAUGACCAGCGUGCGGCGGAAGCGCAAGACCAAGAUGAACAAGCACAAGCAUAGGAAGCUUCGCAAGCGCACUCGCGCCCUGAGAAAGCGUCUGGGCAAGUGA